AAGACUGAUUUUAAACCUCAACAGCUUAGGUCUUUGAGAUUGUUUAUCUUGAAUGUGCUCUUGGAUUAUGUGAAUUUUCCUUUUAGAAGAAGAAGGCGAUUCUCUACUCAAUCUUUACGAAGACAAAGGAAUAUUAGGCAGUCUUGGAGUUCAUUCCUCUGCUUUCCACUCUGAUUCUUCCUUAAGAAAGCAAGAAGUAGAGAUGGAACUCUAAAGCAAAAGAAAAGAGCAUGCGGCCAUGUGCAGAAGUGCAGGGGAAGGGAAGAAGUAGUGCAAAUUGAUAAAGAGGUGAGAGCAACAAGCGGCUACAGUUGGAGAUGCACAAAAUGAGAAGCAUGGGAAAUAGCAGCAGUGGCAGUGGUGGGAAGCCAUCCAUGGAUGACAUGAAUGAUGAUGAGACGGUCUCGAGAUCCGUUAUGGCUGCCUUUCAAGCCAGAGAAGAAGAGAUUCAGAGGAUGAUGGUACAAGUGAAGGAGAAGGUUGAAAUCCAAUUGGGACGGGCUGAGAAAGAAACCAGGCGCCUAGCAGAGAUUUGGGAAGAGCUUGAGGUGCUGGGAGAUCCCAUGGGGAAGGAAGCUGCAAAUGUACGAAAGAAGAUUGACAUGACGAACAGAGAGCUAAAGCCACUGGGACAGAGCUGCCAGAAAAAGGACAAAGAAUACAAAGAAGCCCUCGAAGCCUUCAAUGAGAAAAACAGGGAAAAGGCUCAACUUGUUACCAAAUUAAUGGAGCUGGUGAGUGAGAGUGAGAGACUGAGGAUGAAGAAGCUGGAGGAGUUGAGCAAGAACAUAGAUUCCAUUAAAUGAGAUUUGUCUCUGUUUGAAUACAACUUUGUAUCAUUACGUGACUUUUUCAUCAUGUUUUAGUUUACCGACUACACAGUACUAUAAUAGGUAUGGAAUGGUGACUCCCAUUCUGCAUCUCACCGAAGUGGCUAAUGUGUAAUAAAUUUCCAUUACGUGGAUUAUAAAUAACAGAAUAAAAAAGAGUUGCUACCUAUGGUAAAA
Malania oleifera is the source of this 1007-nucleotide messenger RNA. RefSeq lists its product as uncharacterized. The record is from RefSeq and is a predicted model, not a curated record. NCBI's taxonomy places the organism in Eukaryota, Viridiplantae, Streptophyta, Magnoliopsida, Santalales, Ximeniaceae. The transcript is spliced from 4 exons. The coding region runs from base 318 to 806 and encodes 162 amino acids.